AUGGUUCUCGCCGUUGAAGACUUCCCCCAGAUGUGGCAGCGCCCCAGCUACACCGAGCUGGUCGAUAUCCUCCAGAGCCUCGAGCUCAGCCCGCCCAUCUGGAACCACAAGCGCCGCCGCUCCGACAUCGCCGCCGAGCAGGAGUCCCUCGCCAGCCAGCGCAAGGGUGAGGUCACGCGCUAUCUCUCCUCCAUCAUCAAGAGUCAACUCGUCUGGAUCGAGGAUGACGACGAGAAGGAGGCUUUGUGGACGCAGGCUAGCAAGCGCAUGUCUGAGAGGUGCGGUCGCACCGCCAUGGGCGAAGUUAUCCGACGCUGGCCCUUCGAUGGAGAGACGGCUACGGCGGAGGAUUUCGAGCUCGUCAUCAGGGAACCGGCGCUGACGGGUGAUUCGCUCGGCUUCAAGACCUGGGGCUCGUCCUAUGUUCUCUCCCAGCAUUUGCCCAAGCUGGCCGAGACGUCGCUGUUCCGGCUGUUCGACGAGACUCUGGGACAACCCCGUCCUGAUGUUCUCGAACUGGGUUCCGGAACAGGCCUGCUUGGACUCGCGGCGGCUGCGCUCUGGAAGGUCCCCGUGGCGUUGAGCGACCUGCCAAAUAUCGUGCCAAAUUUGAGGGACAAUGCUUCCAAGAACGAGAGUCUGAUUGAGGCUCGUGGUGGUUCCCUGAAAGUUGGACCCCUGACCUGGGGCGGCAGCGAAGAUGAGAUCGACCAAGCAUUGUUUGGAGAAUUGUAUCAGUUCAAGAUUGUCCUGGCAGCCGACCCCAUGUACGACGACGACCACCCAGCGCUCCUCGCCUCAGCCAUUUGCGAUCACCUCGCCCUGGGAUCAGAGUCGCGUGCCGUCGUCAUGGUGCCCAAGCGCGACGCCACCACCGUGCGCCUCCUGGAGGCCUUCAAGCAGGCCAUGAUGGACCUGGAGACGCCGCUCUUCUGCGAGGAGGAGGACGAGCUCGCCGGCCAAGAUGACUGGGUCCAGGAUGAGAACGCUGGCCAGGUCAAGUGCUGGCUGGGCAUUUUCUCACGCGGCGGGUCGCCGCUGACUGAUGUCAGUGACGAGAUGUCGUGA
Molecule: messenger RNA, 1068 nt
Organism: Ilyonectria robusta
Lineage: Eukaryota; Fungi; Ascomycota; Sordariomycetes; Hypocreales; Nectriaceae
Product: putative methyltransferase-domain-containing protein
Exons: 2
Coding region: 1-1068 (355 amino acids)
Source: RefSeq, a predicted model, not a curated record